AUGAGUUUCGGCAGGCGAUACUCAAUAAGCAAGCCGGCCGAGGACAACGAUGAAAUGCCGGUCAUGGGUGGCGCCGUUCCUCGCCAGAAGGUAUCCGGGAGCUGCAAAUCCAUCGACCGCUACGGCGACACCGACGUCGAUCUUGUGCGAAAUCGGUCCUACAGCGACGAGUACUUCAAGCGCGUCGCGAGAGAUCUCAAGUCCAUCCCAUGCCUGCUACUUCUGGGCAACAUCUUCGCGUUCGUUUUUCUCAUCAUAUGGUCGAACAUUGCCAAGCACCUUCUGACCUCGGCGAUCGAGACAACGAUGGCACCACCUAUGGAGACGACUCCAUCGCUCAUCAGGUCCAUCAGGGAUCAUUACACGUGUAAUAAACCCAGGUGUGGAGCAGCGGGACACGCCUUGGCCUACAGCAUCAACACCACAGCUGACCCGUGCAGAGACAUCGUUGAGCACGUCUGUUCCAACUGGCUAUUGUCGUCCGAGGAAAACUACCAGAAGGUGAUUCUUGGCUCAGCAAGGCUCUACCUCGAGGACAUGUACAGGGAUAUAAAACGCUAUCUAGAAAAAAUGAACAUCCAUGCCAAUAGACCAGACGCAUCGCAGAAAGUAGCCAUGGUCUACCACCAUUGUUUGAAUGCAAAGCUUACUUUGCAAGACCUUAUAAAUGUUAUGAGGAAAUACCAGCUUCAAGGAUGGCCUUUCAGUAAUAUUGUAGAAACAAAUUUCCUUGGUCUUCUUCCGAAGGUUUUACAGAAGACGAUGAUAGAGCCAAUACUGUCGGUUCGUACAUCGCGACACUUGCAAAAGCCCUUGACAGAGAAUCGUAUUGCCACCCCCGACGAAGACGAGAUUCUUCUGACUUUAGAUUGCCCCACAUUCACAAUUCCCAGACAUAAGCUAAUCAUGAGCCAGGGAGAAGCAAUGACAGCAUAUAAAACGUACCUUCGCAGAUCUAUUUCACAUUUUACAGGCACGAACGUCCCUCAUCAUGAGGCAAUUUUGAAGUUUGAACUUAGCAACGCGAUUAUGGUAAGGAAUUUGUGCCAUCGACGACCGCUGAAAACGCUGUCCCUCUCAACUCUGCAAUCAGAAAUUCCCAAGGUUUCAUGGAAAUUAUUUCUACAGUCUAUUAUCGGCGAUGAUUCAAGCGUGAUCCUCAAACCGGAAACUCGAGUGCUUGUUCGUUCGGAAAAUUAUCUUCGGUAUUUUGCGAGCCUGAAACAAGCUCCGAAAGAUCUUCAGGCUGUCAACUAUGUUGGAUGGAGGCUUCUGGACUACUAUGGACGCCAAACCCUAAGAGAAAUGACGGAAGACCAUGACGCCUUUCUGCGCAAAGCUUUCAAAGAGUCCAUUGAGCCCAUGUGGAAAAAGUGUCUGAUGACCACAAACGACAUAAUGCCAAUGGCCAUGGGUAGAGUCUACGUAGAUGCCAUAAUAAAAAUCGACACGUUCCUUGCGGCUCAAGAACUUGUAUCGAAGUUGAAAUUCGGCUUCAAAUACUUGCUAUCUCGAGCGUAUUGGCUUGACAAAGAGCAGAAGAGCAGGGCCUACAAAAGAAUUGGUGAUAUGAAAACUAUGAUAGGUAUCCCACCGUGGAUUUCGAAUGACUCGACGCUUAACGAGUACUAUCAAAACUUCACCCCCCACGGAAAUUAUCUGACCAUUUUUUCAAGUGCCGCGGAGCACACUGCGAAAUUGCGCUUUCUCACGUUGGCCAUACAACAGGAAAAGUAUAAAUUUACGAAGGCGCAUCCCAAAACACCGAAUGGCACCGGCGCAACCUUCUCGCACAUGCUCCUCGGGGUCAACGUGAGGCAUUUACAUUCGUUCAUCUUUCCCGCAAGGGUUGUCGACCUCCACCUCCACCAUCAAAAUCUGAGGCAGUCCCUCAUCUAUGAUGUGAACGAGAACGCGCUACUCUUGCCGGCAGGUCUUCUGCAGCCUCCGUUCUUCGAUCCGAACGUACCACACGCUCUAAACUACGGCGGUCUAGGUGUCUUAAUGCUCAACGAUAUGAUUCGGGAGUUUUUUCGUUUCUUCUUUAACGACAACAAGAAUACUUGGCGGUCUGCCGUCAAGUGCAUUACCGACCGGGUCUACCGGAAGGAAGACUCGCAGAGCGGCAGCCUGGAAGAAAGCUACAAGGUUUUCACGGUCAUAUUUACGAUGAUGACACUGAGGACCGCGUACAACGCGUACCACUACUACCUGGACAUGGACGACGACUUCGUCAUUCCUGGUCUCAAAGGCACAACCAACCCUGACCAGCUCUUCUUCUUGUCAGCCGUGAGGACCUUGUGUAGCCAGGUUAGGGACGAGCACAGGGCCCUGCUGAUCAUCAACGAGGGAGUAACGCUGAUGAAAAAAGUGAAAGCCGCCUUACAGGGACUGGACGAGCUUCAGGACGCUUUUAACUGCCGCAACGAGAAGAGGAAUUCCUACGUCUACUGCGUUGAGACCAAGGGAGAUGCAGCGGAGGAUGAUUAG
Molecule: messenger RNA, 2490 nt
Organism: Ixodes scapularis (black-legged tick)
Lineage: Eukaryota; Metazoa; Arthropoda; Arachnida; Ixodida; Ixodidae
Product: membrane metallo-endopeptidase-like 1
Exons: 1
Coding region: 1-2490 (829 amino acids)
Biological process (GO): protein processing
Cellular component (GO): plasma membrane
Molecular function (GO): metalloendopeptidase activity
Source: RefSeq, a predicted model, not a curated record